Molecule: messenger RNA, 876 nt
Organism: Microdochium trichocladiopsis
Lineage: Eukaryota; Fungi; Ascomycota; Sordariomycetes; Xylariales; Microdochiaceae
Exons: 1
Coding region: 132-794 (220 amino acids)
Molecular function (GO): hydrolase activity
Source: RefSeq, a predicted model, not a curated record
UCGCGGGGCUCGCUCCCAAGACCGACUUCAUCAAAAUCAUCUAUGACGGACUUCCGGGCGGCGCGGACAAGCUUCCCCACGAGGCGCUGUCCCGCGCGGUACGGGCGGCGCAUGAUCACGGCAAGCGAGUCAUGGUGCACGUCCGGUCCAAGAAUGACCUCGUGGAAGCUGUUGAGGCGGGAGCAGACUGUAUCGAGCACAUCUUCCAGCCAGAGACUCCGGAGAGCCUCAGAGAAGCCGAGGACGCGGCCGACCUGAUGGCCAAGCACGGAGUUUUUUGGUGCCCGACGCUCACCACCUACGAGCAGAUCAGCAGCGCCGGGUCGAUCCCAUACCUCGAGCGCCUGCUCGAAGACGGCAUCAUCACAGCUGCCGAGAUGACCGCCACACGCGCCAAUCCCUUCUAUCACCAGGGCUUCCCCCGUGUGUCAGCCGGCGAAGCGCUCGCUCGCCUCGACUACGGCACCAAGACGCUCCGCCUCUUCGCAGACCGCGGUGUCCGGAUCGUUGCCGGCAGUGAUGUUGCCAUCGCGAUGUCGAGACCCGGCGCCUUGCUGCGUGAAUUGCAGUUAUUCGUCCAGGCGGGCCUGGAUGCGGCCGCAGUGAUCAGGUCAGCCACCGUGAACGCGGCAGAUCGGCUGGGACUGCCGACUGAGGGAAGUGACUUUCGUGCCGGCGCCGUUGCGGAUGCGAUCCUCGUCAACGCAAACCCUCUGGCGUCCAUUGACGCCUUGGUGCGUUCGAGGCACAUUGUGAAAGUGUUCAAGGCGGGCGUCCCCGUUGAUCGAGUUUGAUUCUUGCUAAAAGCUCCACAGCACGGGACUCUACAAGUCAUUGGGGUCUAGGGAGAGCACAAUAGUAUCAUUUGAAACCGAA